Molecule: messenger RNA, 567 nt
Organism: Cooperia oncophora
Lineage: Eukaryota; Metazoa; Nematoda; Chromadorea; Rhabditida; Trichostrongylidae
Source: the annotation of a GenBank genome assembly
AUGGAUUUUCAGAGAGAGGAAUUGGAAUUCGUCAUAGAAGAAGAAGUGGCAAAACAAACAAUUCGAACAUGGCUAGAAAACUGUCUUCGACGGUUACGAAAUCCAGAAAAGCAAAGGGAUUCACUUGCAGAUACCUCAAGACAUCCAGGAUCAGCAGGUCUGUCAUCAACAACAGAUCACGAUGACGAAUUACCGCGAUUUCGAUUCGGUCAUGACUCCUCCUCCACGGAAGACCUUGAGCGCCCGGCUCCAAUUCGAAAAAAAGCCAUCAGGAAUCGUAGAAGCAGCAUUCCUGACGCAUUUUCUCUUCAAACUGCAACAAUUCUCCACGAAGCAGCAAAAAAGUUCAUGCAGAGCAACAGCGAGAAAAAGUUGGCUCAAGCGCGUUCGCCUCGUCAGCCUGAAGCAGCGCAGUUACUACCCAAGAGAGCUGAAGCAAAAAAAUCAGGAGUGGCCAAGACAUUGCAUGUAUGCCUAAACGUGUACGAUUUGCCGGAUCUUGAAGAGAAAGGCGAAGAAGGGGCAUUUUCUCCACCACCGCUCAAAGAGGAAAAUGACGAGAACAUU